This is a messenger RNA of Peniophora sp. CBMAI 1063, 852 nucleotides long. Lineage: Eukaryota; Fungi; Basidiomycota; Agaricomycetes; Russulales; Peniophoraceae. The record is from the annotation of a GenBank genome assembly.
AUGCUAGCCUUCCCAUUCGCGCUCGCCCUAGUCCUCGCAACGCUCUCAGCGCUCCUCUACUCGCCCUCCAGCACCGUUCCCACCUCCUCAUCCUUCCCAUCUCCGAAUAACACCGACACGCAACGAGUGUUACUGCUGACGGCGCACCCGGACGACGAGGCGUUCUUCUUCGGUCCUACGCUUAGUGCGUUGGGUAGAGUGGAUGGGGUGGAGGUGUAUUCGCUUUGUUUGAGUGUUGGUGACGGGGACGGGGAUGGGGUGGUUAGGGUGGGGGAGUUGGGCAGGAGUCUGGAUGUGUUGGGCGUUGAGGAGGGGAGGAAGGAGGUGGUGGAUAAAGCCGGAUUGAAAGACGAUAUCAACACAGUAUGGGACGCCUCGCUCGUAGCUCACACAGUCCUCCCGUUCGUACUCAAGCACAACAUCACAACCAUCCUAACAUUCGACAACCUCGGCAUAUCCUCCCACCCGAACCACCGCUCCCUCUACACCGGCACCCGCACGCUCCUCGCCUUCCCAUCAACACCCCCAUCACUCCGCGCACACGCCCUCCUAACAGUGCCCCUCCCGAUCAAAUACAUCUCGCUCCUCUCGGCGCUUCAAGCGAAGUUCGACAUCCUCGUGUCUUCGUACGCGUACCUUCUCCCAGCUUGGCUUACUGGAGAUGGAGGGGCGGGCGUGCCGGUACCCGUGUUCGUCGCGGGGACGGGAGAUUGGAUGAGGGCGGUUAGGGCGGUGGUGGAGCAUAAGAGCCAGAUGAGGUGGUUUAGGUGGUUGAAUUUGGUCGGGUCGAGGUAUUUUUGGGUUAAUGAGUGGGUUGAGGUUAGGGCUGCUGCUGUUGGAAAGACGGUGUGA